AUAAAAGUAAAUAAAGUUACAAGUUGUCUCCAUUGCUGGUCUUAUAUAUAGAUUGAAUAAAUAGGUUAGUUGUAGCAGCUCAAUCAUAAACUCUCAACAUCUAUCUAACCAUCAAAACUAUUUUCAAUAUAGCAUUCAUGAGUUCCCUCGACUACCGUCCUCCUUCUUUCAUAUGCCUUGUCGUAAAAAACAAAGCAGACUAUUGGUUCCCAAAGAAAACCGUUGGGGAGACAACUUAUUUCAUCAUCGACAAUUCUUACAUCUCUGAUGUUCAAUACGAGAACACUUCAAAUUCUCACCAUCUCCAACCGGUUCUUGGAUGCAACAAUAAAGAAGGCGAACGAAGCGACCAGUACUGCUGGGCUUGUAGAAGUUAUAAAAUUGAAAACCAGAGUUUUCCACUAUACAUAAUCCAGAAAGGCAUGAGCAUACCCUCCAUUACUUUCCAAGAAAAGCACCACUUACUUGCGAUGUUUGUGCAUCUGAUGAUACCAAAAGUUGCUUCUACUCUUGUCUUCAAUGUGAUUUUAUUGUCCAUAGAAGAUGUAUCAACUUGCCACACGUCAUACGAAUAUCUUGUCACAACCACCGUCUUUCUUUUACCAGUUCUCUUCCUUUCGGAAAUUCUUGGUUUUGCGGAGUUUGUCGCCGAAAGAUGGAUGAAAACUAUGGAUCAUAUUCUUGCACAAAGAAUUGCGCCUAUGCAGUGCACACUAACUGUGCUACUUUGCUCGAUGUAUGGGCUGGUAAAGAACUCAAGGGCCAAGCAGAGCUGGAAGAUGACAAUAUUAAGCCGUCGUUUGAGAAGAUGGAUGAUGGGAUUAUACGACAUUUUAGGCAUGCGAACCAUCGCAUGAGACUUAUUGAAGAUAUUGAAGGAGUUUUUGAUGCAAAACAACAAUACUGUCAAGCGUGCAUACUUCCUCUUUAUGAUGGUAAUGUUUAUACAUGUAUGGAAUGUGAUUUUGUUCUUCAUGAAACAUGUGCAAAUCUUCCUCGUAUAAAACAUAUUGAACAUCGCCACCGA
Messenger RNA from Raphanus sativus (radish), 1027 nucleotides. RefSeq lists its product as uncharacterized. Bases 138 to 857 code for a protein of 239 amino acids. The transcript is spliced from 2 exons. The record is from RefSeq and is a predicted model, not a curated record. Lineage: Eukaryota; Viridiplantae; Streptophyta; Magnoliopsida; Brassicales; Brassicaceae.